Messenger RNA from Penicillium canariense, 879 nucleotides. RefSeq names its product RNA-binding protein. The coding region runs from base 1 to 879 and encodes 292 amino acids. Gene Ontology annotation, molecular function: RNA binding. NCBI's taxonomy places the organism in Eukaryota, Fungi, Ascomycota, Eurotiomycetes, Eurotiales, Aspergillaceae. The transcript has 4 exons. The record is from RefSeq and is a predicted model, not a curated record.
AUGGCCGACACCGAGAUCCCCAGGCCAGAGGAGCAGACUCCCCAGUCGCCCUUCCAAAAUGUCCGCACCAACGGCCGCGCCUUCAACUCGCCCAACUGGCGGAUGAAGAGCGAGAGCAGCCCGCAAGCUUCGCCCUCGCCACGCACGAACACGUCCCGCACCGCCUUCGCACGACCAGGACCACAUGUGCCGCAGGCCAUCUCGGAGGGCCGCCGGCUCUACGUGGGGAACAUGCCGUACACGGCCAAGUCGGAGGAUGUGGAGGCGCUGUUCACGGCGGCCGAGUAUCUCAUCGAGCGCAUCGACAUUGCCAUUGACCCGUUCACCGGCCGGAACCCGUCCUACUGCUUCGUCGACCUGCAGACCAAGGAGCAUGCGCAGCAGGCCAUGACCGAGCUGGACGGCCGCGACAUGUUGGGCCGCCCCGUCAAGAUUAAGCCCGGCGUGGCCAAGUCUGCCGAGCGCGCCGCCGAGCAACCCCGGUCACCGGUUGCCAUGGGCCGCUGGCGUCCCCAGGAGGGUACCAGCGGUGCCAAGGUCAACAGCGACUCCAGCCAGCGGGUGUACGUGGGCGGCCUGCCCCGGCUGACCGAGGCCGAAAGCGUGGAGAGCAACAUGAGGACUUUCUUCCAGGGAUACAGCGUUGAGAACGUCAGCAAGGUCUUCACCCCACACCCCGCGAAACGAUUCGAGCCCGGCGACCACUACUAUCUGUUUGUAGAUUUCAGCAGCGUUGACGAAGCCCAGCGGGCCAUGGACACGCUCAAUGGCCACCAGGGCCCAUGGGGAGGACCGCUGCGUGUGCAGCGUGCGCGGGGAACGACCAAUAAGCCCGAGGGCAGCUCAACACCGGGCGCGGAGGGUGACGAGCAGGUGUAG